CUCCAGGAGACUCAGCACUGCCCUGUUCCUUCCUAACCUGAGUCAGGACUGAGCAGAGAAUCUUCCACCACACACAGCAGGCACUAUCUGCCACAGUUCCUUUCCCUGAUAGCUUCAAAUUCUCUGCCUUUUGAAAUAAGCCUAUUUUUAACUGGAACAAAUAAUUGGUCAAUCUGUACCUCAGGUGAAGAGGAGUGAAGCCUCUGCAAACACUUAGGAACAAACUGUAAAAACCAAAAGCAUUUGUGUAACCUGUUCAAUAAGCUUGCUGGACUUUGUCCCUAUGUAUGAGUUAGGCAAUUCUUUCAGCUAGUUUGAGUGACACGCUGACCAGUGAAGCGCAGUGAAGCGGUGGGAACCAGAAUAUCCAAAGAGUGAUUUGAAGGAGAAAGAAGCAUUGUGGCUUUAUAUCCUCUGGGCCUGGGUUUCCUGAAGUCAUCAUACAUAGAAGACAGAAAAAAUGGCUGAGUUAAAGUACAUUUCUGGAUUUGGGAAUGAGUGUGCUUCAGAGGAUCCUCGCUGCCCAGGUUCCCUGCCAGAAGGACAGAAUAAUCCUCAGGUCUGCCCCUACAAUCUCUACGCUGAGCAGCUCUCAGGAUCGGCUUUCACUUGUCCACGGAGCACCAAUAAGAGAAGCUGGCUGUAUAGGAUUCUACCUUCAGUUUCUCACAAACCCUUUGAAUCCAUUGACGAAGGCCAUGUCACUCACAACUGGGAUGAAGUUGAUCCUGAUCCUAACCAGCUUAGAUGGAAACCAUUUGAGAUUCCAAAAGCAUCUCAGAAGAAAGUAGACUUUGUGAGUGGCCUGCACACCUUGUGUGGAGCUGGAGACAUAAAGUCUAACAAUGGGCUUGCUAUCCACAUUUUCCUCUGCAAUACCUCCAUGGAGAACAGAUGCUUUUACAAUUCAGAUGGGGACUUCUUGAUUGUUCCCCAGAAAGGGAACCUUCUCAUUUACACUGAGUUUGGCAAGAUGCUUGUACAGCCCAAUGAGAUCUGCGUCAUUCAGAGAGGAAUGCGGUUCAGCAUAGAUGUCUUUGAGGAGACCAGGGGCUACCUCUUGGAGGUCUACGGUGUCCACUUUGAGUUACCUGACCUUGGACCAAUUGGGGCCAAUGGCUUGGCCAAUCCUCGUGAUUUCUUGAUACCCGUUGCCUGGUAUGAGGAUCGCCAAGUACCAGGUGGUUACACUGUCAUUAAUAAAUACCAGGGCAAGCUGUUUGCUGCCAAACAGGAUGUCUCCCCAUUCAAUGUUGUGGCCUGGCACGGGAAUUAUACACCCUACAAGUACAACCUGAAGAAUUUCAUGGUUAUCAACUCAGUGGCCUUUGACCAUGCAGACCCAUCCAUUUUCACAGUGUUGACUGCCAAGUCUGUCCGCCCUGGAGUGGCCAUCGCUGAUUUUGUCAUCUUCCCACCUCGAUGGGGGGUUGCUGAUAAGACCUUCAGGCCUCCUUAUUACCAUAGGAACUGCAUGAGUGAGUUCAUGGGACUCAUCCGAGGUCACUAUGAGGCAAAGCAAGGUGGGUUCUUGCCAGGUGGAGGCAGUCUGCACAGCACAAUGACCCCCCAUGGACCUGAUGCUGACUGCUUUGAGAAGGCCAGCAAGGCCAAGCUGGCACCUGAGAGGAUUGCCGAUGGCACUAUGGCAUUUAUGUUUGAAUCAUCUCUAAGUCUAGCGGUCACCAAGUGGGGACUCAAGGCCUCCAAGUGUUUGGAUGAGAACUACUACAAGUGCUGGGAGCCACUCAAGAGCCACUUCACUCCCAAUUCCAGGAACCCAGCAGAACCUAAUUGAGACUGGAACACUGCUACCAUAAUUAAGAGUAGAUUUGUGAAGGUUUCUUCAGAAUCUUAUGCUUUCUGGUAGUAUUGGGAGCGGGGGUUGGUUAAAAUGAAAACUCACUUUUCAUAGUCAAGUAACUCAGAACUUUUGCGGAAACGGAUUUGCAAAGUUCUAUGGCUGUCACCUUAAUUACUCAAUAAACUUGCUGGUGUUCUGUGGAAGUA
Messenger RNA from Mandrillus leucophaeus (drill), 2010 nucleotides. It is a transcript of the gene HGD, whose product is annotated as homogentisate 1,2-dioxygenase. Gene Ontology annotation, molecular function: homogentisate 1,2-dioxygenase activity. The transcript is spliced from 14 exons. Lineage: Eukaryota; Metazoa; Chordata; Mammalia; Primates; Cercopithecidae. Bases 461 to 1798 code for a protein of 445 amino acids. Gene Ontology annotation, cellular component: cytoplasm. The record is from RefSeq and is a predicted model, not a curated record. Gene Ontology annotation, biological process: L-phenylalanine catabolic process.